Caenorhabditis elegans is the source of this 3427-nucleotide messenger RNA. It is a transcript of the gene twk-4, whose product is annotated as Potassium channel domain-containing protein. Gene Ontology annotation, biological process: potassium ion transmembrane transport. NCBI's taxonomy places the organism in Eukaryota, Metazoa, Nematoda, Chromadorea, Rhabditida, Rhabditidae. The coding region runs from base 1 to 1257 and encodes 418 amino acids. The transcript has 15 exons. The record is from RefSeq and is marked reviewed. Gene Ontology annotation, cellular component: membrane. Gene Ontology annotation, molecular function: potassium channel activity.
AUGCAUCCCCGGGGAAAAUUUCUAGCCGGACAUUUGUCCGCUUUCUGUAUCACUCCGACGACAACCGCACUGAUUUCUAGAAACCAUAGCGAUUGGGCUCAUUUGCAAUUGCUCCGAAGGACACCAAGUUCAGAUGCUGGGAACAUGAAUCAGAUCCAUUUUGGAACGGCAUCGGCGCGACGCCGUAACGCCAUGAUUCUUGAAAACAACAGUGGCGACGAAGACGCUCCCAAACAAGGCUUCCUUGCAAAUCUACGCCUUGCCCUCUUCCAUCUUGUUCUGAUCUUUGCCACGGUUGCUUACAUCAUCGCAGGCGCAUAUCUUUUCACAAAGAUCGAGCAUCAGGCGGAACUGGAUCGUUACCAGUCAUAUCAUACGAUCUACCGGAACUUUAUUAAUAACCUAUAUCAAUCCUCGAAUCGUUCGGUAGCGGAUGUUGAAAACCUGAUUGACACCUUCACUUCAAUCAACUUUCGAGCGUUCAAGGAAGGAUUGAAGCCAACUGACUUUCUUGUUCCACAAGAAACCAGUCGCUGGUCAAUGAUAUCUGCAAUUUUCUUUACAACUACAGUACUCACUUCUAUAGGUUACGGUAAUCUUAUCCCAAUUUCAACUGGCGGCAAAAUUUUCUGUGUUGGAUAUGCAAUUUUUGGAAUUCCGCUAACUCUUGUGACAAUUGCGGAUUUAGCAAAAUUUGUGGCAGAUAUGCUAAUUAUGGAUCCAACGGAAGACCCAAAAACUGGCAGACAGCUACUUGUUCUAGUAUUUUUACUUGGUUAUAUGACAAUUUCUGCAUGUGUGUAUACUAUUUUAGAGCCGAUGUGGUCAUUUUUAGACUCUUUUUAUUUUUGUUUAGUUUCAUUGUUAACAGUAGGAUUUGGUGAUCUACAUCCAGUUGGAACCGUUGAGUAUAUGCUUUGUUCCAUUGUUUUUAUUUUUAUCGGUCUUAUACUUACAACUCUUGCUGUUGACGUGAGCGGAUCAGUUGGAAUUGCAAAGAUGCAUUCGAUCGGUCGAGGUUUUGACGCAAUGAAGAUGUUGAAUGCGUUACGUGUUCGAAAAAGUGAGUUCGUCGCAAAAGGGGCGGUCUCAUUGUCGGCUGCUGCGCGGGUGGCGGGUCGACGUCUCGACGGUCAGCAGCCUCACCAACCCCGUUGGUUUGCGUAUGUACCCAAGGACGCACUGACGAUUCCCUACAUUGAUGAAUCGGCAAACGUCUCAUCCAGAACAACGACUACUACUCAUACGAGUAUCUGACGGAAACUACGAUGAGAACACAAAACUAGUCGUCACCUCAUUCUACCCACGCCGUCAGGAGGAUGCCAAUAAUAAUAGCACAUCACCAUCAUCGGCCUCCUCAUCCGGAUCUGAAAUAUCAACUCGUCUUGUAAAUAUAACUCCUGAAGAUGUCGUCAAAUUUUUCGACGAGCAUCCAACCUCAUCAUAUAUAUUCACAAAAGGUCCAGAACCAAUCAGACAUGUGCUCAUACCAUUGUUCGCGAGAAACGAACUUUGUGUUCCACAUCCACUUCAUCAUUAUUAUGAUAUCAAACAUUUGUAUUACGGUAAUCAAGAAGAAGAUGGUAUGGAACAAGAAGAAAUUGAAGAUGACGUAGCAAUUGCCAGGGCCAUUUUGGAUAUGGAUGACGAACUUCUCGAGAAAACCCAUCAAUUUGUGAAUAUCGAAUACCAGCCUGCACCGAUUCUGGAAGAUCAAGAAGUCGGCGCCGACGGAGACAAUGUUGUAUGUAGAGCCCGUGGAUUACCAUGGCAGGCUUCUGACCAUCAUGUUGCACAAUUUUUUGCUGGAUUGGAUAUUGUGCCGGGCGGAAUUGCACUUUGUCUAUCCUCAGAAGGACGUCGAAAUGGUGAAGUAUUAGUUCAAUUUUCAAGUCAGGAAUCCAGAGAUUUGGCAUUAAAAAGGCACAGAAAUUUUUUGCUUUCUCGAUACAUUGAAGUUUAUAAAGCUGGAUUGGACGAAUUUAUGCAUGUUGCAACUGGCUCCUCAACUGAAGCGAUGGAAUUUGUGAGCGCCAAUGCAAUUAUUGUUCGGAUGAGAGGAUUGCCUUAUGAUUGUACUGAUGCUCAGAUUAGAACAUUCUUCGAACCACUAAAACUUACGGACAAAAUCUUAUUCAUCACCAGAACUGAUGGACGACCCACAGGCGACGCAUUUGUUCAAUUCGAAACCGAAGAGGAUGCCCAACAGGGUCUUCUGAAGCAUCGCCAAGUCAUCGGACAACGCUACAUUGAGCUCUUCAAGAGCACGGCGGCCGAAGUUCAACAAGUUGUGAAAAGAUGCAAUCUGAUUAAUAGCUCUCCAGCAGUAGCAAAUGCUGUUGAAGCACCGGAAGAGAAAAAGAAGGAUUGUGUACGCCUACGUGGAUUGCCUUAUGAAGCUACUGUGCAACAUAUCGUCACAUUCCUUGGUGACUUUGCAACAAUGGUAAAGUUCCAAGGUGUUCAUAUGGUAUACAACAAUCAAGGUCAUCCAUCAGGUGAAGCAUUCAUUCAAAUGAUCAAUGAGCAAGCGGCUUCUGCCUGCGCUGCUGGAGUUCACAAUAACUUUAUGUCUGUUGGCAAAAAGAAGAGAUACAUCGAAGUAUUCCAAGCAUCUGCUGAGGAGCUUAACCUUCAUCAUCUGGUUGGUCAACAACAUCAGGUUCCACCACCGGCUCCAUUGGGUUUCAUGGGGCAGCUGCCACCACAGGCACCACAACCACAACAGUUCUGGUCAAGUUACCCAUCUCCACCAAUUUCACCAAUUGUGCCAGGGCAGGUUACCCAAUUGAUUAUCUAUGGUAUCCAUAUGAGCAUCGGAGUUCCUGAGCUGGUGGCUAAUUUCACAACACCGGAACAUACUGUUGAUAAUGUCCUAUUCACACGUUGGCCAACUCAUUUGUGUCCGGGAGAAGCCAUUUUGACGCUCCGCAAUCGUGGUGCUCCACCGCCUCAAACGAGCCCAUUAUCACAAAUUUCUCAGUUAUCUGCUCCGAACUUCGCUGCUUAUUCUCACCAUCCACAAAACUUCCCACUUCAACCGAUUUUGAUGGAAUAGAUCGAGUAAAGCUAUCGGAAUAAUUAAUUAUCAUUUAAUCAUGUUUUCCUAAAUUUUUCUCGUUGAAUUCCCGUUCACUCCCAUCAUAGUAUUCUGUUAUUUCUUGCCCUAGAGCCCUCAUUUUUUGUCGCAUAAUUUACUGCGUCUCAUCACUUCCAAACCUGUCUCUCUCUCUCACUCCAACCGUCUCUCCACAUCCAUCCAUUCAUCUUCACGUUCGCAAUUUCUGUGAUUUGACCAAAAGUUGACUCUUUUCCGCCCUAAUUUAUUGUAAUUUCCUGCGAAAAAGUUGUGAUUCAAAAAAAAACUGUGAUUAUUUUCCAUGUGUUGUACUCAGAAAGAAAUCUAUUAAUAAAUAAUAACAAGUUU